AAACCAGGCUUUAUGCCAUGUUAACACAUCCUCUGUGAGUGGCAUGUUUUCGUUUCGCUGCCCAUAUUAACAGAUGACACCAUUUACACUGCAAGCGUGAGUCGCGAGGUGAAGUGUCCCAGAUGCGGCAGUGAACGGAUAGUUUCGCCGUUGAGCCUAUUUUUGCCGCGUAGCUCACGCUGAGCUCAGCGGCAUAUAUUGGGUGCAUAUUUCAGAGCACUCCACCUGUGUGAAAAUGUAAUCUGGACAUGUUUAAAGAACAGCCAGGUAACGAUUCUUCAAUGAGGCUACUGUAGUCCACCGCAGCUGCUCGUCCUCAAGAAUGGAGUCCUGCUUUCUGAUCUUCCCGCUUCUCUUCGCUUUUAGUCUUGCCAGUGGGGAGAGGACACUCAAAUUUGUCACUGUGCUGUAUCGUCAUGGUGACAGAUCUCCAGUCAAGGCCUAUCCAACUGAUCCCUACCAGGAGAGCGACUGGCCCCAGGGUUUUGGUCAGCUGUCUCAGGAGGGAAUGAGGCAGCACUUUGAACUGGGCAAUUUUUUAAGGAAACGCUACACAGGAUUCCUGAGUGAGGACUAUGAGCGACAUGAGAUAUUUAUAAGAAGUACAGAUGUUGACCGGACUCUGAUGAGUGCAGAGGCUAACCUGGCUGGCCUGUUCCCACCUAACGGUUCGGAGGUGUUCAGAAAAGAUCUGAAGUGGCAGCCGAUACCUGUUCACACUGUCCCUGAGGAUAAAGAGAAGCUGCUCUUAUUCCCGCUGGAAGACUGUCCACGUUACAAACAGCUUAUGAACGAGACUGAAAAAUCAGACAUCUUUCUAAACAUGACUGACACCUACAAGGAUUUUAUAGAGAUGGUGCGAAAUAAAACAGGACUGAUUAAGGCCUCCAUUGAAACUAUUUGGAGUGUCCAUGACACAUUGUUCUGUGAGGCAAAACAUGGGAUGCAGCCACCUCCCUGGGUGACUCCAAAUGUGAUGGAGAAGCUGGGGGUGUUAAAGAACUUUGGUUUCCAGAUUAUGUUUGGAGUCUAUAAGAGAAAGGAGAAGUGCAGACUUCAGGGAGGCCUGCUGUUAGAACAGAUCAUUAAGAAUAUCUCAGCUGCAGCUGCUCCAGACUCUAAACAGGAAGUGAAGAUGAUUGUAUACUCCGCUCAUGACACAACGAUUUUAGCUCUGCAGGAAGCUAUGAAUGUCUUUAAUGGACUGCAACCACCUUAUGCUUCCUGUCAUCUAAUUGAACUUUACCAGGAGGAAAAUGGAUCAUUUUCAGUGGAGAUGUUUUAUCGCAAUGACAGCUCUGUGCCUGAGCCGUAUGCUGUAUCUUUACCUGGUUGUUCUCAGCGCUGCCCCCUAGAGGACUUCUUAAACCUCACACAUGAAGUCAUACCACAAGACUGGAAACGAGAGUGCCAGAUCAGCAAAGAAGCCACGGACACUGAAGUCAUCAUUGGACUGGCUGUGUGUGGAUGCUUACUCUUCCUUCUGAUAUUACUGCUGUUUGUGGUGUUAUGUCAUCAGAAAGAGCAGAUGGCUGGCUAUAGUAAUGUCAUAAAUGAGAGUGACUCCUGACAAUCACACUGGCUCCUCCGCAAAGAAGAUUGCUGGGACAGUGAAGAGGACCUGUGAGGACACAACCUCAAACUAUCAGAAGCUGUAAGACAACACAGACUGUCUCCACUACCAGGCCCAAACUUUUAUUUAUAAUGGGGGAGUCUUGGCAGUGUUUUAUUAUUUUUUUUGUACCUGUAAGUGUUUGGAGAGAAAAAAGGGAAUCAGAAAUUAUGAUUGUUUCAAUGGCAUUAACAGUGUUGAUUGGCUGUAAUGCUUAGUGCAAAGAUGCCGUGACUUCAUUUGUGUUAUUGCUUUUGAAUCAUUGUGUUGUUUACAAAUGUCCAAAGGUGGAGUUAGAACUUUGCUCUUCCGGGGGGGUUUCUGUCCUCUCUUAAACGCAAGGACUAUUGGUGUACCCCGUUUGUGAGCCUGGCCUAUUCGUUUUAGUAUCCUUAUUAGAGCAUUGUACUUGAUACAUUUGCCUAAUGAUUCAGAUGGUGCACUGAAAUGUCUUAGAUAUUGGAUGUUCACAAAGAAGUUUUAUUGGAUGUAAAUCAAGGCCUUAAUCACUCGAACAUUGUCUUUCAUUGAAUGAACCAUGCUCAUGCUUUUAACGUAAUAGUCUCAUUUUUAAUUAACACACUUUAGUCACAAAACAGUUAAGAGUACAGCAUGCUGAUUUGAAGUCUUCUCAGAUGAAACUCCGAUGAGGUAAUCAUUAGUAAGAAGCCAUUAAAACAAAUACAAUUGUUGGUAAUUGUUUAAAUCUUUUGCAGUGUUCAUGUUUUGUCCUUCAACAUCACAAACAUGCUGAUUUUAUAAAAUGUUAAACUUUUGAAAUUUAUUAAUUCUAUUUCAGUUGCUUAAUAUUGGCCAGUAAUGAAUUCUUGUUUUGUUUGUAUCAUCUGAUAGAUUUUAUUUUAUGCUUAGUUAAAAAUAUUGUCCAAAAUAUCACAAUGCUUUCGAGUUAUCAAUUCCAGGGGCAAAUAUUGCCACUUAAUAAAAGUUAAUUUCUGGCUCAGCUAGAAACAUUCUGAACUGGAUUCAUGUAAAAUUAUCAAAUGCCGUUGUGUGACACAUUGAAGAUAUUGUGAUAAAGAAAGCAAACAAACUUUAUUUUUACCAAAUAGGCAAAAUGUUUGACAGGACUGUUAAACAAGUGCACAUCUUUUACCAGGUCAUUAACCUUUUUUUAAAUCAUCAAAAAAUAGUUACAAUACAUAACUAUGCAUAACAGCAGAGAGUAUUAUUGUCAAGAAAAAAACUUGAAAAUGACACAUUUCUGUCAAGAAUUUAACAAAUAUUCAAAAUUGGGGGGAAAUUGGUCUUUUAAAAACCCCAACUGAUCAACCUCUACUUUUAAUAAGGGGAGGAUGACAUCCCUUCAAUGCAUUAGUGGUUACUAGUGAUAGGCUGGUAUAUCUGCCGAUAUUUGUUCACUUUGUGAUUAUCAGCAUCAGCCGAUAACUGUGCUUGCCUGGCCAAUUAAUAGCAGUGUUAAAUUUCCCUUGUGCCAGUUUCCAAAUCUACCAGUAGAUUUAUAAACAGAUGGUCAAAACUGUUUUCUUUUCAUGCAAAUUUGAGUAAAUAUUGCAUGUGUUCGUUUUAGAAAUUUUGUGAACAUCUGAUUUGGUGUUUUCUAAUUGUAUUAGGUAUAUCUGCAUUUAUAUUGGUCAUCCUGCUCUCUAGAUAUUGGUAUCAGCCAUUGAAAAACCCUUAUCGGUCAACUACAAGUGGUUACAUUCCUGGUUUCAACAGGUAGCGUGAUAACAUGAAUAUGCCAGCAGAGCUUUAAAUGUUAAAGACAAAAUCAGUACUUCCUCAGUACAAAGGCAUUAAACCUUGUACUUUCUUUGUAAUGUACUCACUGACAAGUGUCCACCUUUAUCUGAACCAGUCCAGAUCAGAACAUGUGGUGGAGAACAUAAAAAUAUCAAUUAAGAUUACCAACUGACAUACAAAUUAUUAACACAUACUGUGGGACUUGCUUCAAAAGACAUUAUUUUCCCUUCAUAGUUCGUAAUUCAUUCUCCACAUCAUACCAUACAUUUGCUACUGUUUGAAAUAUGUGGUGCAAUAUCAGGCUGGGUGAAGUGCCCAUAGAAACACCUCAAGCGUUUGUACCCUAAAAUGGUCUCUAUUAUUAUUUAGAAUGGAUAGUGAACUUAAAAUGUUCCAUCUCAUCCCUGUGUACAUCCAUGACAAGGAGAGAAUGAGACUCAACAAUAUUAAAGGCAGUUUAAAGUCUCUACUAAAACACUACACAGGCUAAGCACCAUCACAAACCUUAAGGAUAACACUAAACACACACACACGUGCACACAUUAAAAAAUAUUCUUGCUGCACCCCCACACACUGCUGUACCUGCUUCAAGCUGCUCUGACCUUUAACCUUUCCACUCAACUUUCAAUUGUCAGCAGUGACAUGGGUCACUGCACAGGAUU
Myxocyprinus asiaticus (Chinese sucker) is the source of this 3996-nucleotide messenger RNA. It is a transcript of the gene acp2, whose product is annotated as acid phosphatase 2, lysosomal. The record is from RefSeq and is a predicted model, not a curated record. Gene Ontology annotation, cellular component: lysosome. Gene Ontology annotation, biological process: dephosphorylation; lysosome organization. Bases 323 to 1570 code for a protein of 415 amino acids. Lineage: Eukaryota; Metazoa; Chordata; Actinopteri; Cypriniformes; Catostomidae. The transcript has 12 exons. Gene Ontology annotation, molecular function: acid phosphatase activity.